UAAAAAUCGUUCAUGAUGACCGAGAAGCUACAAAAUAGUGCAGACAAAGAAUGGUAUCAGAUAUCAGUUAUUUUAAUUGCGGCCUCGCAGGGAUUCAUCAGCGGCGCCCUCUCAGGAUGGACGUCCCCAUUUAUGGUAAAAAUAGUUGAAGAUAAAGUACAUUAUAACAUUAGAGAAGAUCAAGCAGCAUUAUUUGCUGUAGUAAACAUAAUUGGUCUAAUAAUCCUUUCACCAUUCUUAGAACCAUUUAUUGACAUUAUUGGAAGAAAAAAGGCAAUCAUUUUAACAUCUGUACCGUACAUGAUAUCUUGGUUAACAAAAGCGUUGUUUACUAAUUUAUGGGCUUUGUAUUUUGCAAGGGUAUUAGUGGGAUUGGGAGAUGCUUUGAUUAUGUGCGUGAUUCCCAUGUAUAUUGGAGAAGUUGCUACACCAAAAGUGCGUGGUAUUUGGGGAAAUGCUUUUUUUAUUUUAGUGAUAUUUGGGACUUUUAUUAUAAAUGUAAUUGGAAUCUACUGCAGCGUUAAAGUAACUUCUUACCUUUUUCUAAUAUUGCAAGUAAUAGUUUUAUUUUUAUCUGCAUUCAUUCCCGAGUCUCCAUCUUUUUAUAUAGCAAAAAAUCAACUUUCUGCAGCUAGAAUAUCACUAAUGAAGUUAAGACAAAAUGAUGAUGUUGAAGUUGAGUUUAGAAUUAUGCAGAAUGACAUAAAGCGACAACUUUCCGAAUCUGGAAAAUGGGCAGAUUUAUUUUUUAACAACGUAAACAGAAAAGCUUUGAUAAUAGCUGGAUUUUUAAGAGCUGCACAAAUACUUUCGGGACUGUGGGUUUUUGGAAGCUAUACACAAUUUGUCUUCCAGAAAGUUGGUAGCAAUAUAAGCUCUGAGGCCUCAACAAUAAUAUAUACUGCACUAAAUUUUCUUAUAUGCGCUUCUGCUGCAUAUGGUUCAAAUAAAUUCGGUCGAAGAAAGUCUUUAAUGACAUCUCUUGCAGGUUCGAGUGUAAUAUUUUUACUAGUGGGACUAUAUUUCCUUGUGGAAAAAUUGUAUCCGCAAAUCAAUCUACAUGCAAUAAAUUGGUUUCCAUUGGCGGGUCUCAUUAUUUUCUUAUUUGUGUCUUCUUUUGGAGUUGGUCCUAUUCCUGUGUUGAUGCAAGGUGAACUGUUUUCAGCGAGUAUUAAAUCUAAAGGCAUCUCGGCAGUGGUGGUGGUGUACGGAGUUCUAACUAUUACCACUAAUAGUACCUUUUACUAUCUUUAUGCAUAUAGUGGCUUAUCUGGACCAUUCUUAUUAUUCGGUAUUUGUAAUUUUAUAUCAGUUAUAGUAACAUAUUUCAUUGUACCAGAGACUAAGGGGAAGACGUUGGAAGAAAUACAGCAGUAUUUAAAAACGAUGUAGUAUCAAGUCAUGAUACUAUAACAACAAGAUAUGCUCACUUGCUGUUCUAAUUUUAAUCGACUUUGCGCAUGACGUCAUAAAGAGACAAAGCCAGGGGACUUGUAUGUAUCAUGUUUUAACGAU
Molecule: messenger RNA, 1515 nt
Organism: Diabrotica balteata
Lineage: Eukaryota; Metazoa; Arthropoda; Insecta; Coleoptera; Chrysomelidae
Source: the annotation of a GenBank genome assembly